Molecule: messenger RNA, 1616 nt
Organism: Solanum pennellii
Lineage: Eukaryota; Viridiplantae; Streptophyta; Magnoliopsida; Solanales; Solanaceae
Product: F-box/kelch-repeat protein At3g23880-like
Exons: 2
Coding region: 184-1557 (457 amino acids)
Molecular function (GO): protein binding
Source: RefSeq, a predicted model, not a curated record
AUUCAAAUCAAAUACAAAUAAGAAGCACCAGCAGUAAAUUACUAGAAAAUCAAAUCAAAUCCGAGUAUUGCGAUGGCGAAAAAAAGGAAGAAUCCAACCCGAUUCGAAUGAAAUACAAAUAAGGAGCACCAGCAGUAAAUUACUAGAAAAUCAAAUCGAAUCAAAUCAAAUCAGAGUAUUGCGAUGGCGAAAAAAAGGAAGAAUGAUGGAGAAUUACCAGAGAGUUCAUCUUGUAAGAAGCAGAAGAAGAUGAAGGGAAAAGCAAAUUUUAUCAUUUCUGCAGCAGCUGCUAUCUUCUUUCCUCUAUUCUCCUUUAUAAUCAACAACAAUUGUUCACUUAAAUUAAGGAAGAAGACUCCGCCCUCAAUCGAUCAGCUAGAAGUUCGUAAUUCGGCCAUGGUUCAGUUCCCUGAGCAGAUACUCGUCAACAUCCUCACCAGGUUACCUGUGCAGUCUCUUGUUCGAUUUAAAUGUGUUUCAAAAUUCUGGAUAACGUUGAUAUCAGAUCCUUACUUUACAAAGAAGCAUCUCAAUCGUGCUAGGAACGACCAGGAUUCCCAGAAGCUUCUUAUCUACCAAUGGGGCCCUAAGGUGUCUAACUUCUCCCUAUAUUGUUGUCCUUUAUCGCCCGUUCAACAGGUUAAGGAUGUACAAAAACUCAAACUCGAUUGCCCUUCAACUCUUAAACCAAACAAAAUCCUGAUCCAUUGUUGUUACAAUGGCUUAGCUAUUCUCGAGAUUUGUGAUAAAGAUGGCGUUAAAUAUUUGCUGUGGAACCCUUCCAUAAGAGAAUCAAUAGUACUUCCCCCUCUGGGAUGUCCAGGGGAUGGACGUUCUCGGUUUGGUUUGGGUUAUGACUCGAGCAGUGAUGAGUAUAAGAUCAUUCAUAUGCACCAGAACCGAGAAGGUCCCUAUUGUCCUAAUGAAAUUCUUGCGUUGAAAGAUGGCUGCUCUUGGAGAAGCAUCGAUGAACAUCCUCGUGCCAUUCGCUGUUGGUUCCAUGCCUCAGACUCUUUGCCUUUUAUACAUGCGGCGUUUCAUUGGAUCCAGGUUUCAAGAAACUAUUUUGUGGUGAUUUCGUUUGAUAUUUCAAAUGGAGUGUACGGAGAGAUACCUUUUUCUGAUGAAAUAUUAAUCUUGAAGGCAGGCCCUGACACUGUUGGCCUUUCUGUGUUGGAAGGAAUGCUCUGUGUUUAUUCUAAUCUCUUUUUUACGGCAAAUGCUACUUUUGUGGUAUGGGUAUUAAAAGAGUAUGGUGUCAAGGAAUCUUGGAUGGCGUUAAUUGUAGUAAAAGAUACUCCGUAUGUUUAUGCCGCGCCGAGACAUAGGUUUGCGGAUGGUGAAGUGCUAUGCUGGUGCUUGAAUCGUGAAACUAGAAGGCACGCAUUUAGGAUGGUCAGUAGAUCAUUUAGAUCAUGGCCUCGAUGGGUAACUCGAGGGCACACAUCUUGGAUGGUCAGUAGACCAUUUAAAUCAUGGCCUCGAUGUGAUACGAUUCAAGGUGGACAUGCUUUUACGGAAAGUUUGAUAUCUCCAAAAUCACUUACUUAUUCUUAAUGUAUGAUGGAAGAGCCUUUUUAAAAAAAAAAUGUUAUAACCUUUUUACUCUUAGUUUA